AUGGGUUCAACAGAACCUCCUUUACAAGGUUAUGUGGAUAAGCUUGGAAAAUAUUUAUCCUUUACAUGGAAGAGACGUUGGGUUUGCAAAGAGGGGGAGAAUAUCUGCUAUUAUACAGGUGAAGAUAAAAAGGAUCUAAAGGGUUUAAUUCCGAUAAAAGAUAUUUUAGAGAUUAGAUUGGCCGAUAAGCAGAUUAGUCAACAGCAUCAUAAUAUAACUACUCCUCUAGAUAAAAGAAGCUCAAUAAAUCAAAGUAGUGGCAAGUUAAAUCUAUCAGUUAGCACGAGUAGUAUGUCAAGUAAUGGCAGUGGCACUAGUAACAUGGGUGGUAGUAAUGGAAGUGUAAAAUUACAUCAGUCUGUAAAUUUAUCUCAUCAAAACUCUUCAUCAAAUUUUAAUAGUUCAAACGAUUCUGUAAAUAAUUCAAUUGUAAAUAGUAGUAGUAGUAAUAAUAACAUUAAUAAUAGUAGUAAUAAUUUUAAUAUUAGUAAAAGUUUUUCGGGCGGUGUGCUGACUCAUCAAAAUAGUUUGGAUAGUUUGAAAUUAAAUAAUUCUUCAAAUGUAUCAAAUAGUUUAAGUGCAAGUAGCAUUAGCGUCAGUAAUAGUAAUAGUAAUAAUAUACUCAGUCAUAGUACAAGUAAUAUAAAUAACAGUGGUAAAGAUUUAUCAAGCUCCACAAAUGGCAGUAUAGCAAAUAAUGGUAAUAACAAUAAUAAUAGUGGUAAUGGUGGUUUACAUCUAUGGAUUUUCACAAUAAAGAUUCCACAAAGAACUUAUGAAUUUAAAGCCGGUAGUGAAGUAGAAAUGCAUUACUGGGUUCAAGGAUUAAAGAAUAUUUUGGUUGAUAGGGAAUUAAACAGCAAUAAACAAAUAGAGAACAAAAGAUAUUCGCAAAAAUUACAAUCAAUAACAUUAAACUAUGAAGUUUUAAUUAAAGAUAUUUCAGGUGUUCAAAAUAAUUUAAUAUCAGUAAAGAAAAAUCAUAGAGAUUUAAAAGAGGACAUUAAAAAACAAUUGUUUGAAUUUUCGACUUGGUCCAAAAGUUUUGAAGAUAAAAUAGUUAGUUAUUUAGCAACCGUCAGAUAUAGUGAAACUCAAUUAAGAAAAACUAUUAAAUAUUUACAAAAAGAAAUAGAUGAUUUAAAUUCUCAAAAUAAUAAAAAUAAUAAUAAUAAUAAUAAUAGUGGUAUAAAUCCUUCAAAUGAUGGUGUUGGUAAUAUUAAAAUUUCUAGCAACAAUGGUGGCGAUGGCGGUGGAGCAGAUAUUCACCAUCAUAAUAGACAUUUAUCAACAACACAGUUACCAGCUUACAAGCCAAGUUAUAUUCAACAGUCAUCAGUAUCACCAAAUGGUAUGGCUCUAUGGUUUCCUGACGAAUCAAGUAAUAAUUGUUCAAUGUGCCAAUCUGUAUUUACAUUCUUUAAGAGAAGACAUCAUUGUAGAAGUUGUGGAUUUUUAUUUUGUGGUAAUUGCUCAAAAAAGAAAAGAGAAGUUAAGGGCUAUUUCGAAAGAGUUAGAGUAUGCGAAAAUUGUUCAGUUACAAUCGGUUUGGCAUUUACAAAUCUAAGCAAUUCAAAAGUUAAUACACUUUCAAUGUGUUGA
Molecule: messenger RNA, 1602 nt
Organism: Dictyostelium purpureum
Lineage: Eukaryota; Evosea; Eumycetozoa; Dictyosteliales; Dictyosteliaceae
Exons: 2
Coding region: 1-1602 (533 amino acids)
Molecular function (GO): metal ion binding
Source: RefSeq, a predicted model, not a curated record